UAGUCUUUUCCGCUUUUAAACAACACUGUCGCUAGGUUUUGGAGCAUUCAUUUUACUUCUUUACAGUCAAAUAAUGUGUACAUCACUAAGAGCAAUGGCUUUGAUGAAAUGCUGGAAUGCAUCUGGAAAAUAAUCUGUAUCAUAAAUCUGUAGAAAAAAUUAUCUUAAUCUCUUUUAUAUAUUCUGUUUAGAGACAACAGGCGAAGGAUGUGUUUACCAUGAAAGAAAUUUCGCUACUACUACGGACACCAUGGUAAACCCCGGCCGUAUGCGAGUGGUGCUGAUAAUGGCACUCUUGACGGGCGUCUUGAAGAGUGCCAGAACUCAGAAGGUGUCAGCCAGCCAUGGUUCGGCCAUCGACAGCGUCCAGGAAGAAGCUCUCGACCUUUCCCAAAGACCUGCUGAGGAAGGAAGUACCGACCGGACACAAAUACACUUCGACGCACGAGCGACCGAAUUACCCGAGGAGAGUAAAUCAGGGUCGAGAGAUAAGGACGCGUUAUCAGAUUCCACGGUUUCCCCAACGGUCAAAGAUAAGGGGGAAUAUGAAUUAGCUAAUCCAGGUGACCACCCACCGGAGGAGUUCUCCCACGCGGCGCCCAAGCCUGGAGUGGAAGCCUUGUUGAAGGAGAAACUAAAACCCAUUAUUAUCGGUCCUCUCCCGAAGCCUUUGUUCUCUGAGAUGACUCCGGAGAGCGAGAAGGCGUGGUUCGAUAUGAAGAAGGAAUAUUUCAACAGAUCCUCGGAGUCAGACGCCACAGCAGACGAAGGAGAAGCAUCGGCCCCUGUGAAUGAUACCACAGAAUCGCCUUCUGUUACCGCGGCAGACGUCACGACCCCAGAUUCCACAAACACGGCAACCUCGUCGUCUGAGAUUCCCACAAGCCCCUCAGAGAAGACCCAGCCGACGACUCAGGAAGCGAAGGAGCCCUCGACGACUUCGGUCGUGCCAGGUGCCAGUGGCGAAGACUACCUGAGAGUUCCUUUAUGCUGCGCUGACGACGAGGAGAACGUCCCAUGUCAGCGACUACCACAGCGGUCUGUGUUUUCGUUGCCCAUCGCCCUCAGCCAUUGUAACGACCCCGAGGAGCGCCCCGUAGUGUUCGACGUGGCUAAUGAUUUUUGUUCUAAUAAGAAUGCCACGAAAGUCAUAUUAGAUAGAGAAAACAAGAUAAUAUAUACUCAAAACAAACUGCUAUUCCACUGGAACAUGAUCUUCGUCAACGACUUCUGCGUGGAGGUCCCGGCAAGUUCGUACGACCUCCAGCACCGAGUUUUAAUUUGUUCUCCCGUGGAGUCGUCGCGCCACCCAGAGCACUGUCGCGCCGGCGUGUGCCAUACGAAAUGCUGCCCCGAAGGCUACCUCCUGCAGAACAAGUACUGUGUCUGCUACGACGCUCCGGCCUCGUCUAUCGGCCCGUCGCUCGGCAGCCGGAGUCUCAAAAGGGGCCUUUUACGAGGGACAGACACCUUCGUCAGGUUCCCGAAGUGUGACAGUCCCGACGUCAUUACAGGAAAUUCGUCAGACGCGAAGGAUUUCUUUGAAUUUUAUGGUGACGAUGUAAAUCUUACUGACACGUCUCUAGAUUACUGCGUGGAUCAGCUCCUCGACCUUCAAGAUAGCCGGAAUAUUGUCACGACUACUCUGGCUGUGGUCGUGUGUCCGCACCACCCUGGGGCCGACGAGUCAACGUGGACGGUCGUUCGCCGGGUGCUGAUUCCCCUGGGUCUGGUGGUGUCCUGCGUGUUCCUGGCGGCGACGCUGCUGUGCCACCUGUGUUUACCGGCUCUCAGGGACCUCCGGGGGCUGUACCUGGCGGCGUACGUGGCUUCCCUCCUCGUGGCGGAUUCCGCUCUCUUCACGACCCAAGCCUUUUCGCAGUUCUUGGCGCCGGCCUCGUGUGUUUCCCUCGCCUUGUUACUGCACGUGGCUUUCCUCUCCACUUUCUUCUGGCUUAAUGUGAUUUGCUACGAUGUUUGGACUUAUGUCAGGUUAUCGGUUCAAGGUGUCCCUCUGCACAGAACGCAGGACGACAUGACCAGGUUCUUAGUCCGCUCUGUGUAUGCCUGGGGAUGCCCGCUUAUCAUGGGCAUUGUGGCGGCCGUCAUGCAACUCCUGCCUGAAGACAAGGACGGAUUCUUAAAGCCCAAUUUCGUUGCGAAUAGAUGCUGGUUUAGAGACGGAGUGGAGAUCCUCGCCUACUUCUACGGACCGAUGGGUAUCCUGUGUAUCGUCAACACACUCCUCAUACUCCACACUGGUCUGGUGCUUUACUGUGCUAACAACAGGUGCCACUGUUUCUUCGGGAGUUGUGGCCAGACGAACCACACUUUCGACCGACAGCACCUCAAUGAAUUCUGGCAAAGAUUCGGUCUGUUCGCAAUCAUGGCGAGCUGCUGGUUGACGGAAGUUAUAUCGUCCAUCGUGGGUUCCGGGGAUUCGGAAUUGUGGGCAGUGACAGACACACUGAACACCUUCCAAGGAGUGUUCAUCUUCAUCACCUUCAUCCGGAGCACAAAGCGCAGGAGGCUGGUCCAGGAGAGGCUGGAGGCGUGGGUGGAGCGGGUGGAGCGAGGUGGACUUCCGGCGCCGAGUCUCCCCGCGGGCAUGAGUCCGAGUCACCUGCUGCACCGCCUGAGGAGCUCGAGCGUCUGGGCGUCCUUGGGCAGGGCACGCGACCGAGCGCCCUGCAGGAGGAGACCACACCUCUCGUCGAAGCAGGUCCUCGACAACAUCAUCUUCAAGGAGAAGAUGGAAGACAAAAAGGGCUUCAACAACCAGGCCUUCGAGGAGGAGGAGAGGGACGAGGACCCCGACGGCGGCGAGUUCUCGAGGGCGGACUCCGUCGACCGGUCCGCCAACCCGAUCUGGACGGUGCCGCGCUGGAGGUCCCUCCGCUCGAACACCUACUUCCCGAACGAGGUCGGGGACAAGGACGACGCCAACGACGCCCCUCGCAAGGACGAAGACGUCAUCUGCGAGAACUUCGUGGAUUCCUUGAGCAUCUACUCCAGCUACAGCGAGGACGGGGACCAGCGCAGUUCGUCCUCGGAGAACCCGCAGAACCAGAGGCCGAUCUUCGCCCAGUGGAACCUUCUGCGCCUCAAGAGCGGGUCCCUGAACCUGCCGUCGCGAGGAUUCGCGGGAGGGGCGGCGGCGGGGAGGUACAGUGACGUGGUUUGCCAGGGACUCACGCGGAAGGACUCCUUCAGUAAGAAAUGACGGAUUCUCAAGCUUUCCUCCGAGAAAAACACAAACAGAACUCAGGGGCUGAUCCUCGUGCUAACAAAAGGUUCUGGAGAGAGCUGUGCUGCAUAAGGCAAUUGCAGUUCACACAUUCACAUGGGUCCAACUGCAAAGUGUAAGGAAAUCCAAUGUUUAUUUUUUCUCCUGAUGCAUCCAACGACGCUGUCACCAGAGAAUUAAAUGAUAUUUUUGUAACGUCUAUUUACCAAUAAGAUCACAAUGCAUGUAUGUUUUUAUAUUGAAUUUGCAUGUUCUAGUGAAUUAGUUUUAGAGAACGAAUGUACGUAAAUGCUAAAUAUUAAAAACGUAGUGAUAGGAUAAGGAAUCCGGACCAAGGCUGGUAAGGACCCCUUAUAACAUGAAUCAGAUUCCACGAUUAACAGAAUUACUUUAAUUAUAUUCCUCCAUGCAGUUAUCAUACGCGAUCUAUUUAUCUUCAUCUUUAUCUAGGUCUGUGAAUUACCAUUUUGUAACACAGGUACUUCUUGUAUCACAAAUAAAGGUAUGCUCAUCCAGAGGUAUUUACAGAGCAACUACGUUAACGAAACAUGUUGAUUUAAGAUUUCAUCUAUAACAUAAAAAUCGAUGAUUUAAUGCACCACAAACAUGAGAUAAAUUGUAUCAACUUGAAUAUAUCACAAAAAAUGGUCUGAGAAUACCUAUGGAGGCGCAUACCUUCACAUAUUCCAUUAAUAAAUAUAUCCUUCGUUGCACAGAGAAUACAUUUCCAGUUUCUACGAGCGUUUUUUAAAGUAUUUACCAAAGCUUUAUUCCAUAAUUUCUUUUUGAAAGGUAAUGCAAUUAAUUCUUAUGUUAUUGUAUAAGUCUAUAUUUUCAAAGAAAAAAAA
This is a messenger RNA of Penaeus monodon (black tiger shrimp), 4095 nucleotides long. RefSeq lists its product as uncharacterized. Gene Ontology annotation, cellular component: membrane. The record is from RefSeq and is a predicted model, not a curated record. Bases 251 to 3223 code for a protein of 990 amino acids. Lineage: Eukaryota; Metazoa; Arthropoda; Malacostraca; Decapoda; Penaeidae. Gene Ontology annotation, biological process: G protein-coupled receptor signaling pathway; cell surface receptor signaling pathway. Gene Ontology annotation, molecular function: G protein-coupled receptor activity. The transcript has 7 exons.